Lasiodiplodia theobromae is the source of this 1311-nucleotide messenger RNA. RefSeq names its product FAD binding domain containing protein. The record is from RefSeq and is a predicted model, not a curated record. Bases 1 to 1311 code for a protein of 436 amino acids. Gene Ontology annotation, molecular function: FAD binding. Lineage: Eukaryota; Fungi; Ascomycota; Dothideomycetes; Botryosphaeriales; Botryosphaeriaceae. The transcript is spliced from 4 exons.
AUGGCCGACGCUUCCACUUCUUUCAAAGUCAUCAUCGCGGGAGGCAGCCUUGUGGGGUUGGCGCUGGCAUUGUGCUUCGAACGGGCAGGGAUCGAAUACGAGCUAUUCGAAAAGGGCGAGCUUGCCCCGCAGCUGGGAGCUUCGAUAGGCUGGCAUCCGCACGGGGUCCGGAUUCUCGAGCAGCUGGGACUGCGAGACGACAUUGAGAAAAUCGCGGUGCCUCUCGUCGACAGGCUGAUAUUCGACGAGAAUGGCAGGUGCAUAGAGAAGUCAAAGGCGCUGUGGACAAUUUCACAGAGCAUGGGACAUCCGAUGUUGUUCAUCGAGAGGUGUGAGAUGCUGAGCAUCCUUUCUUCGCACAUCAAAAAGAAGGAUCGAAUCCACACGCAUUGCAGUAUUCAGUCGUAUCAGGAGACGGAGAAGGGGGUGUCUGUUACCACCAAUGACGGACAGGUUGUGCACGGGAGCAUCCUUGUGGGUGCGGACGGGAUUCACAGCCACGUGAGAGGGUUGAUGGCGGACGUGAUUUCCAAGACGGAUCCAGUGCUCGCGAAGGAGCUGAGAACAGGCUUCGUUGCGCAGUACAAAUGUGUCUUUGGCGUAUCCCGCAACGGGUCCAAUACGCCUAUCAUGCCAGACGCGACGACGAACACCGUCUACUAUGAUUACUACUCUAUAUUGACGGCAACAGGCGUUCCGGGUCUUAUUUUCUGGUUUCUGUUCAUCAAGCUACCUGCCCCAGUACGGGCCCCGGAUUGCCCCCGAUACAGCCAAGGCGAUAUGGAAACGACGAUAGAGGAAUUCGGCGACAAAACCAUAGGGCCGACGUACACGGUCAGGGACCUCUGGGAUUUGCGGGUCAAAGCGUCUAUGGCUCCGCUGGAGGAGGGCAUGCUCAAGAAGUGGAGCCACGGCCGUGUUGUUCUGGUCGGCGACUCGAUCAACAAGGUCACCAUCAAUGCCGGACUCGGUGGGAACACGGCAUACGAAGGAAUCGUGUGCUUUACCAACGGACUCGUCGAGCUCCUGGCGCGGUCGCCGACACCCUCACUGAGCGAGCUCACCGCAGUCUUCCAGGAGUUUGAAGAAACGCACCGUCAGCGGGCCGAUACGGUAACCUGGCUGUCAGGUCUGAUCACGAGAUACGAGUCUCAAGACACGUGGUACCUGAAGCUUGUGUCGCGGUGGUUGAGUCCAUGGCUGAGUGACGCGCUCAAGACCGAUGCCUAUGUCUCAUUUUUCGGGAAAGCACCGCAUUUCAAUUGGCUUCCCAAGCCGAAGCCAGGAGUAGUAGUGGACGCCAGAUUGUAA